Scleropages formosus (Asian bonytongue) is the source of this 1378-nucleotide messenger RNA. RefSeq names its product Ly1 antibody reactive homolog (mouse) (gene lyar). The transcript is spliced from 8 exons. Gene Ontology annotation, molecular function: DNA binding. Gene Ontology annotation, cellular component: nucleolus. Gene Ontology annotation, biological process: rRNA processing; negative regulation of transcription by RNA polymerase II. Bases 61 to 1095 code for a protein of 344 amino acids. NCBI's taxonomy places the organism in Eukaryota, Metazoa, Chordata, Actinopteri, Osteoglossiformes, Osteoglossidae. The record is from RefSeq and is a predicted model, not a curated record.
GAACCGACUUCCGGAAAGUUGUGUGUGCGCUGUGUCGCCUUUGCCGUGGUGUGCUCCAGCAUGGUGUUCUUCGCGUGCAAUGCGUGCGGCGAGUCCCUGAAGAAAGCGCAGGUGGACAAACACAGGCCGGCGUGCAGAGCUGCGCAGGGGCUGUCCUGCAUCGACUGCGGCCAGGACUUUUGGGGAGAUGCCUACAAAACGCACACAAAGUGCAUCAGUGAGGAUCAGAAGUACGGGGGUAAGGAGUUUGAACCCAGGUCCAACAAAGGAGACCUCAAGCAGCAGCAGUGGAUUCAGAGGAUUCAUGAAGCCAUGAACAAACCGGGCAUCGGUGCCAAGCUGAAGGAUGUGCUUAAGCAGGUUAGCUCCUACGACAACGUCCCAAGGAAAAAGGCAAAGUUUCAGAACUGGAUGAAGAACAGCUUGAAAAUCCAUAAUCUAGCCCUGCAUGACCAAGUGUGGGAGAUUUUUUCAGCAGCAACCGAUAAUACACGCAACACUCAGCAGGACGCCAAAGUGUCGGGCCCCGCUGAGAACGGCACUGAGAAAAUGAAAAUGCAGCAGAACAGCGGCACGGGUGCUGCACCGGAGGAGAAGAGCAAGCGAGAGCGAAAGGAGGAGAGAAGGAAAAAGAAGCAGCUGAAGGAGUUGGGAACAGGAAAGGUAGAAGAACAGGAUGAUCCUGCUGAGAAGAGGAAGAAAAAGAGGAAGAGAGGGGUGGAGGAGUCCAAAGAGGAAGGAGCAGAAAACAAGAGCGAGAACAACGUGGAAGAGGAGCCGAACACCAGGAAGCAGAAGAAACGUAAACGGGACACGGAAGACGUCUCCGAGGAGAAUGCAGAGAAUGACGAAGAGGAGCAGAGCCCCAAAGGUAAAUUCAACUGGAAGGGGACCAUAAAAGCAAUCCUGAGGCAGUACCCUGAGGAAGGAAUACCGAUGAAAAAACUUAGGAGGAAGGUCCUUGCUGCUUAUUAUGCUUUCAGUGGGGAAGGGAACUUCAGGUCUGAGGAAGAGCUGCUCUCUUUGUUCAACAAGAAGGUCAACAGUAAUUCCAAGUUCAGAGUUUUGAAAGAAAAAGUCAGACUUGUGAAAUGAGCUCACAGUACUGCUGAAGGUUUGCAUUCAUGAAUUGAGUUUCAGUUUUUCGCAACCGUUUAUACAUGUUUCCUGGAAUUACUCAGUUUUUUUAGAAUAAAAAAUAUAAAAAGCAGAAAUCUAUACUACCCUGGCCUCAUGUCAGAAGCAUCAGGUGACUUGCUUUUGAGCCAUUCAGUUUUGUUUUCCAUCCAAGUGCAACUUUACCCACAAGAGCCUUGAAAAUCAGCAGAUUGUUAUAAUUGUAAUUGAAUGACCACCAUUGUAAAAGUGAGCGACAGCG